Molecule: messenger RNA, 910 nt
Organism: Marchantia polymorpha subsp. ruderalis
Lineage: Eukaryota; Viridiplantae; Streptophyta; Marchantiopsida; Marchantiales; Marchantiaceae
Source: the annotation of a GenBank genome assembly
ACACACUUUGCAUUCCUUCGAAGCAUUUUGCAAUACAGAAGCGGGGCUCCACUCCUGCAAAAUGGCUUCAGUCGUUGCUUCCGCCGCUCUGGUGACCCCGGUCACAGCUCUUGCUGCGUCCAGCACCACCAAGAGCUCCGAGAUCGUCUCAGUCAAGGCCGGCCUCAAGGCCACCACCUUCGGCGGAAAGAGCGAAUGGCAAACCAAGACCCAGACCAACGGUAGCCGUGUGUCUUGCAUGCAGGUGUGGGAGCCAUACAACAACCUCAGGUUCGAGACCCUCUCUUACUUGCCCCCCCUGAGCCAGGACGCUCUUGCCAAGCAGAUCGACUACGUCAUCAAGUCUGGCUGGGCUCCCUGCAUUGAGUUCGACACCCAAGGUGCCGUGACCCGUGAGGGAAGCAGAAUGCCCGGAUACUACGAUGGUCGCUACUGGACCAUGUGGAAGUUGCCCAUGUUCGGAUGCACUGACUCCGCUGCAGUGUUGAGGGAGAUUGAGGAAUGCAAGAAGUUGUACGGACACAAGUGCUUCAUCAGGUGUUUGGGAUUCGACAACACCAGGCAGGUGCAAUGCGCCAUGUUCAUCGUCCACCAGCCUACUCUGUAAGUGGCUAUAUGUAACGUACUUCGGUCGUAUAUAUAGAGUUAGCGACAGGUCACAUGUCCGUAACUUGACCUUAAUCUGGGAAGAGGUAUAGAUGGAGGACUUGAAUCUGCUCUAGUAGUUUUGGAAAACUCUGCGAAUUAGCUGCGCACCGCGGUUGGUUUUACAAAUUUGAAGACAAUGACGUGAACAUCUUCGUCCCAUCAAGCUUGCUCGAUGUUAUGACUGAUGUAUCCGGGCAGCUGCAUUUAGCUGAUGUAUUAAUACACGAUUCCAUAAUACAAACAUCUUGAUUCCAAAAAUCAA